GCGCGCGCGACGACGUGCUCGCCGGCGGGGAGCGCUGCGAGCGCACGCUGCACGACCUGCUCGGCCUGGACGCCAUGGUCGCGCGCGUGCACUGCGACUUCGUCGACAUCCUCGCGCGCUACGACUGCAGCCAGCCUUACUCCGUACACACGUGUGACGAGUGCCAGGAGACAUACCGGAGGUGGGCGUGCAGCACAAUGGUGCCACUGUGGGUGGAGGAGGGCGCGGAGGAAGGCAGCGAGGAGAGCGGCAGGUCGCGGCGCACGCCGGCCGAGCACGCGGCGCGGUGGCGCGCGCGGCACCUUGAGCGCGUCGGCCACCUCGACCGGCGGCGAUCCGGCGGCGUGGUGGGCCGGUGGGUGCGCGCCGCCGCCGCCGGACCCGGCCGGCCCGUCGCAAGGCUCAAGCCCUGCCUCUCAGUCUGCCAGCUUGUUGAGCAACACUGCCCUUACUUCUUGCCGGCGGAUCGGGCGCCAGCCUACCCCACGCAGUAUGCCGGUGAACCCACAUUCCUAUGCCUCGACCCGCGCAUACCGGAGACGGGAGCACAGGCCAACAAUUCCAACUACGGGUCGGACGACUGCUGCUACUGGUACUGCGAGGGGCGGCUGUGCUACCGCUGCGACAGCCGGCUGAGCGAGGCGCCGCGGCCCGAGCCCGAGUGGUGCCCGCCGGUCGAGGAGCGCGUGCCCACCUGCUCCGUGCCUUACCAGGCGCCCGCCGCCGCCGCCCGCCGCCUGCCGGACCUCGCCCUCCUCGCGGCGGCACUCCUCGUCGGGCUCCUCGCCCUCCCACGGACUCACUGGACAGUGUCCACGCCUCUAGUGAAUGUGCGCGAUUCGAGGUUAUAGUUUUACGUUAACGUGCGUCGCACCGCCACGUCCCGCGAUCGUCGGACUGCGAUCGGAACUUCUAUUAGUGCUGUACUUAUGAUAAUAAAUUACACGCGGUUACGAGUUCGAUGAUGGCCGCGACUCGCGGCGCGGCCCGACGACCGCGCCGCGAGCCGCGCGCAUAGACUGUAAGUGGUUUGUGUCGAUACACUCUACAAAAUAGAAACACCAAGAGUCCUGAUGAAAAUGACUUUAGCAUUUUAUCUCGUAAGCGCUGUUAGCCGCCGAUGUUCCGGCCAGUAUGUUAAUGUUUUCGGCACGAAUUGUAAACGAAAAUUCACAUGAUAAGUAUUUUUCGUCAAGCGUAAAUAUUAUUUUUAAUAGUGUUUACGGUUAGCAAAUUUCAUAGGUGUUCACGAUGAACUUGUUUACGAAACUAGUUUCAUAGAAGCAAUAUCUUACCGAAAAUAAGAUUCGUAAUUCUGAGACGAAAGUUAAGUAUAAACGUAAAUUGUGUCAGGGAUCGUGUGAAUUUUUUAUACGUGCAAGUAAUUUAUACAAAUGACAAUUCCAGUUAUUAAACAUUAUUAUGGUUGAUAUGUGCCAGACAGCAUUCUUCAUGUCCGAUAAAGUUGAAAGUGAAAUCCUGAUUUACUGUUUUUUUAUUAUUACUAAUUGAAGUCGUUUUGUAGAUAAUUAUUUUUGUAACUUCAAUAUACGAGGUGAAUGAAAGAUAGGCGCAGGGCGAGAAUGGCACAAGAACAGUAUUAUAUUCUGUAGGCUAUUAAAAAUCCACAUUCAGUUGACCUGAAUGAAAAUGUAACAAUUUAAUACCGAAAAUCUUCCUAAAUAAUUGUGAGCGGGUUUACUUACAGUUUUUGGGAAAACUUCGAGAAAAUCUUAAGAUAGAGCCUUAAUGAGCUUAUGACACAAUGCCAGUAAUCAAUGGAAAGGCUGAAAAUAAUGCUUAAUUUAUUUACAGUGUUUCCAUUGCUGAAAUAUUGUUAGCUACGUAUGAGUAGUACCGUGACCGACGCAGGUCUGUAAAGCAGCUGGUUCUGGCAAUUCUCGUCGCUGGUCGUCUUCGAAUGCCUAAAUAGUUGGUCUACACAUAUUAUUGACUAAAAUAACAUAGGGUUAAUUAAACGUAGUUGUUGUUUUGUAAGAAAUAAAGUAUGACUAAUGCAUAUAAUGAAAAUUAUAUGUAAAUAUCCGUCUUAUGAACUUCAACAUUAUUCAGAUGUAACAUGGUUGAAAAUGAUUUUUAUAUGAAUUGAUUUUUAAUAUAUAUUAUUGUAUAUGUAUAUCGUGUCGAGUAUAUGAUAAUGAUGACGCAAACUUCAACGGGGGUAAAGUCGUUCACAUGUAUGUAUAAGGGACGGUAUUUGUUGGUUUGUCUUAUUUUUGAAAAAAUAUUAAAUUAUAGAGGUAUCGUUGAACAUUUUGUGAUCAAAAUCAUGUAUAAUUAAUGGUUAUUAAGACUUUAUUGAAUGGACAUUUGUUAUGAAUAUUGUCCUCAGGCGGGGAUGUAGUUGUUGUAUUCAAAUGAUAAAUGAUAAUAAUAUUAAGUAAGUUAUUUUUUACGUUUUUAUCGUGUACAUAUGUCAAGACGGUUUGUUGUUUCCACUCCCAUACUUAAAGUCACCGAAGGUGCUAAUGGUCUAUUACUGCUUCUUAGGAGUUUCGUUUGUUACUAACUUCAGCCUGGUUUCGUCUGCGCGACGGGUGACGUCACCAUAUCACUUUAUAAACCGCAUUGCAUUCACAGAAUACAAACAUCUAUUUUCUUAGUAUUUUCAAAGGAAAGUUCCACUUCAGCGACUAUAGACUAGAUAUACAUAGACAGACAGGUGUUGAUCAGUGCCGUGACAAAAGAGGGUCGUUAUUGUUUCAAUCGAAUAUCUAAUUCGCUCGUGAUCCCCAGUGCCUUCACUCUCCCGAAGUGAAAGCACCGCACAGCAGGACACUCGCAACUCUCGGGUUAUUACUUACAUCCAUCCGACUAAACAAUGAAUAUUAAUUACUUAUGCAUAAUACUCAAAACUUGUUUGGCAAAUCGAAAAAGUAAAACGUUACAAAUCAUAGAGAUAGAGUCUCUUCAAGGGAAUUUAUAGUAGAUAUUAGGAUCCAAAUUAAUAUACACUAACUACAUUUAAAUCGUUCGUUUACAAAAUGCCCAUAUAAAAUUAAAAAGUCUCAUCCAACUCGUCAUUUGCAUCGGUUUUGUGGUCUAGUUCUUUUGAUCUAUCGUAAGCAUCUAAAUUAUAGUACGUAAGUGGAGUGUCAAGCAAAAAUCACUUCAGAGAGUCGAAUAACACGAAAACAUUAAAUAGGUCAAUGCAAAGCAGAGUAGUGUUAAUAAAUAUUUCAUAGCCCGCGCUGCAGGGCCUUCUUCACGGUAUCUACGUGUAUCUAUGUAUAAAUUAAUUAAUUAUCAAGGUGUCUAAAAUUUAGUAAUAGAGAAUGAAUUACUAGAACAUAAUUAAUUGGAACAAUUUCGAGCACUCGUUAAAACUUACACAUUGGCCGUGCAUUCCUUCUUUGUGGGUGUUUCUACUCUACAUUCUUGAUAUCUUCACUUGUUCACUAUCUAUUCUAGAGUAGAUGUUAAAAGACCAAACGAGAGGAGUUCGGUUCGAAUGUUGUUUACAUUAACAUUUUCGUUUAGGUGACCGUUUGCUCGUAAAUGCAUGCAUACGACAGAAUUUCAUCGUAAUUAUAAGUCGAAGCUUGAGUUUUAUCUACGUAACUAAUGUAAGUACUCCAAGAGAGAUUCGAAGCUAUUAAAUAAAUAGGUGUAAAUGAAUAAAAAAAAGUCGAGUCGAUUUUCACCAUGAUCACUAAACUGCCGUUUGUUUGUGAGAUUGAUUUCGUAGGGACACAAAAUUAGCAAUAAUUCGUAGUAAAUAACUGAUUAAUCACGUAGAUUUCACAUUGACCCACGAGGCGUCCACGAGCCGACUGCGACGCGACGCGGCGGCGCGGCGUGCGCUCGCACGUGCCAUACUCCUAGGUAUACUUACGUACGGAUGUAUUUUAAUGUUAUGUUGAAAGUUUGGUGAUAGUGUGUAUUAUGUUUUUAAUUAAAUUUAAUGAAUUACGUUUUGGUGUACAUAAAUAAAGUGUAAAUGUUUAACGCACAAAUAAUGAAAGACGAUGCUGAAUUGUAAAGCAGUGUACGAAAACUUAUGUAUUACUUAGCUGUAAACUGUAACUGAGAAGUAAUCUAUUAGGAAUACGAAAUUAGAAACUUCAGUGCUCCGUCUGCUGCCAAGAUUAAUUUUGUUGUCUGUCAUAUUAUACGAAUUCGGUUUUAUUUGUGAACGGUUUUAGUUUUGUGGCGGCACGUUCUCACGAAGUCCAUUUCAUUGUAAAUUAUUCAAUAAUGAGGGAAUUAACUAGCUAUACUGUUUGGUAAGUUAAGCGGUUCACGUUAGGUUACGCAGCAACCGGACUGUCACGCACGCACAAACAGAGUUCGCUUUCGGGGUCGUCUGACAACGUGUCAGUUAAUAAUUCGAAUCGUUGUAGAUACAGUAAUGUCCUAAUCAAUAUAGAAUAUAAUAUGUAAGGAAAACACCAAAUGAUAGCCUUUUACAUAACGACAAAAGUAUAUAAUUAAUUAUCGAAACCGAAGCAUGUCCGCAAUCAUGUUGAUGUUGAUAGUUUGUACAAUACAUAUAUUAAUUAUUUUAUACGUAUACGGCCUUACUAUUGUGUAAAUACGCGGCUGUUAAACGACUGACUUCUGUUCUUUUUUCUAUACAAUGACAGAGCGUUAUGGAAGUUGAUGUGUACUGGGAUUUAUUAAUGUUGCUUUAACGGCAAAAGUACAAUGUAAUAUAGAACAUAUGGCUGUGGUCAGUCCUUGAGAAGACAGCUCCCUGUUCUUAUGACAACGAACAAGAUGUUAAUACAUUUUUUAUAUAUGCUGGUUUGAUGGAAAUUAAGUUGGCACUUGAAAUACAUUCUGGAAUGAAACAAUGUGACCAAAUGCAAUGGGACUUCAAGUGAAUGAGUGGGCUGCAUUAUCCUUUCAUGUUACUCGUGUAUUUGUUACUUCGAUUCUUUGCAAUUAUUUUGCUAAGUGUACACUAGGUAUAAAAUAACUCAGACUCACUCGACUAAAUUUUAAACACACAUUCAAGCUUUUGUUGGAUUGAAUUUCAAUAUUUAGGUCAAUCUUAAGAUAGAAUCUAAGCUUCGUUUCGUAAUAUGGAUCUCAAUAGUUUGAACUUGUAUUUUUGAUUUGGUCUAUUUUAUGCUAUGUAGCAUAUAAUAUAUCAUUUCCAAAUUAAUAUUUGAGAGUGUAAAUUCAGAUUAGUAAUACUUUUUGAUGCAAAAUUGCAAAGUAACCUUUAUUGCUGUGUAACUUUAAAUUGUGAUAAAGCUUUUCUGGAGGAGAAAGAACAAUUACAUUACAGCUUUGUUGGAACGUUUUGUGAAGAAUUACAAUGGGUUCUAUCUUUUUCUGAAAGGAGCUAUUAAGCAAGGCUUUUAUCCUUUUAUCAUGUAAUAUUUCUUUUAUGUCUGGGGUAUGUCUUUAAGACAUAACUGCUCAAGGCUUAUAGCGUCCGAAUAUUAAAACGAUGUUCAGAUUUAGGGCUCUAUCAUCGGCUGUCACUGUCACAUGGCGCCUAUUUGACCCUAUUAGAAUAUUGUAAUCUAGGAAGAGAGAAAAGACACAAUUGUGACUACAAAUACUAUCACAGUUUAAUUAGAUACUUCACUGUGCCUAGGGUCACGUCGCUGAUGUUGUGACAGUGACAGACGAUAAGAGACUUAACUUUGACUGUCAUCUUAGUGUUCAGUCGAAACCCUUUAUACUUGAGUGUGCACUUAGUAUGUGACGAUGUCUGAGUGAGAUAAGUACUUAAAUACAAUAGAAACACAUGGCCUUCUAUUUUUCAAUAUUUAGAUGAAGGUGGUUAGUAACAUAAGAUACAAUUGAUAUGUAUUAAAAGUCUUAUGAAGAAUCAAAUAUUAAAUUAAUAGGUAUACUAAUUCGUACGUUAUUUUAACCGGCACAUAAGUAAGCGAGUUAAGGUCCAUGUUCUUCAGCCCCGAAAGUUUCUCUUUUAAUGUCUCUUUGUUUUUCGUAUUUGUCAUUUUAAUACGCGUUUCGUAUACUUUGUAAUUGAUAGAUGUUUCGUUUGGUAUUGUAGUUACUUUUCGUUAAUAGUUAGAGAAUUCCUUUAUUUAACUAGGCUUCCCGCAUCAAAAUAACAAAGUUCUUUGGUAAACACACUCGCUUGAUUACCUGUGAACGCAAUAAUAAAUAAUAGGCUGUGUCGAUGUUUUAUUCCGAAACUUAAGUAUAAAAAUGUUAGCUUAGCUAAAUAACGGAAAAUCUCAAACUAUGCAUAAAAAUCAUUCGUUUGCAUGGCUGUUCAUAAAUUAGUAUAAAUAUAAUGUAUGUAAUUAGUGUCGUUUCCAUUUAAAUAUAAAUGUUUUGUGUUAUUUUGAUAGUAUUAUGUUGGACCUAGAAAAACCGUAGCCAAACAUGUUUUAUUCAUUUCUUUAAUUUCACACAUACUUUCAUGAAGUCCAGUGUGAGUGGCGUUGUUGACGAUUUUAUUUUUAAUAGAACGAUGUUCCUCCAACAUCACAUUAAUACCAUUAUUCCUAAUGAGUUCUAGAUCAUAUAAAUAUAUGAUUAAGAGGACUUUAAAGGCAUUCUACUUGAAGUCUUUAAUUUGAAUAUCAUUUCAAUCGAAUACAUUGCACUAAUCAGGACAUUAAUAUUAAAAUAUUGUCAAACGUCCAGAGGACCGCUUGGACAUAAUUAAUAAUCGCUAUAAAUAAUAUCAUUAAAGUUGCCUAUUUCAUAGUGAGAGAGGUAGCGUAGGGUAAAUCUUAUCUCAUAAAAAAUUACAAGGGUAAGCACAAGUCGGCGACGCGGGUUGCGGCGCCGGCGGACACUGCCACAGCACGCGGGGCUCCGAUAUAUUGAUAUGAUCUAGGAUGUGUCGUAGGUGUUUCUCGAGUAGUGAUCGUGUAAUAAGUCUUAUGUUACGCCUUCUAAAUGAUUAUAAAUCUGUUAGUGUGCCGCGCGGGGCCGCGGGCCGGCGGUUGACAAACCGGGCCGCGCCUGCGCUGCUAUGCCGUAGCCGCUACGGCGCGGCAGGGCGGGCGCGUGUCCCUCGUAGCCGCGCCCGCGCUCCGCCGCAUGUAGCAUCGAGAUUAAUCACGUUCGAAUAAUCGUAGACAGAUUUUGAAAUUUAAUAUUAUUUGCAUUUUCCUAAGAGUUAGAACGAUUGAGACAGUAGGUCGCACGACCGUGUUAUGAUGAAUUGUGGAGAUGUUUAUUAAAAAAAUACGUUUAUGAAAAUGGAAUAAAAACGAAAAAUAUUGUCAUAUAAAC
Ostrinia furnacalis (Asian corn borer) is the source of this 7197-nucleotide messenger RNA. RefSeq names its product calcium-permeable channel component Mid1 (gene Mid1). Gene Ontology annotation, biological process: calcium ion import across plasma membrane. The transcript has 3 exons. The record is from RefSeq and is a predicted model, not a curated record. Gene Ontology annotation, cellular component: plasma membrane. Lineage: Eukaryota; Metazoa; Arthropoda; Insecta; Lepidoptera; Crambidae. The coding region runs from base 75 to 851 and encodes 258 amino acids. Gene Ontology annotation, molecular function: stretch-activated, monoatomic cation-selective, calcium channel activity.